Messenger RNA from Protopolystoma xenopodis, 1236 nucleotides. Lineage: Eukaryota; Metazoa; Platyhelminthes; Monogenea; Polystomatidea; Polystomatidae. The record is from the annotation of a GenBank genome assembly.
AUGUCAACGUUGACGCCAACGUCAACGUCAAAGUCAAAGUCAACUUCAACAUCAACAACUUUAGCGUCAACGAUGACGUCGACGUGUGGCAACGUCUCUGGCGAGUCGCGAAACGGACUCUGCGAGGCCAAUCUCGUCGAGUCGGCCAAGUUACCAGUUUCCGGUCGUCUGCCUCCUCCCGGCGCCUGGCAGAGGCGUCCUGUUGAGGCGAAUCGCUUUGUCUCGGACUCGGGGCUCAGUCGAGUCUGUUGCCUGGCGACGGGUGGUUGGACGCCACACACGCACUUCGGCUCGCCUCACAACGCAGAGGGAAUCGAGCCCCGCAGCCAUCAGUACUGUCGUGGCGUCGACGCAUCAACGCCACGGCAAGACAGCCUCGGUGUCUGGCCUGGGUUCGACCAAUCAGCUCAAUCUCCCGUCUAUCUGGCGGGGCAAUUCUCAACGCCGACCGGCUCUUUUAUGGCCCCGCCGACCAGCCACUUUCUGCCCGGUCCACCGACCACUUGCCAGUCGGUCGUCGCUUCGCCGAUGCCGAAUCCCGACGGUCCGCCCACUCAGUCGGGCCUACAGCGACUGCCAGCGGUACCGUUUCACAUGGACCGACACACGUCGGCAGGCACACUCGUCGGUUAUUCCACUUCCGGCCCCUUACCGCCCGUCCAGCCGGCCAGUACACUCGGCAACAAUGUCACCGGUUGGUCAACUGCCGGCGAGUUUGCGGCCGCCACCGCCGCCGCCGCUGCUGCCGUCUCCAACGUCGUCAACGUCGCCAACGUCUCCAACGUCGUCAACGUCGCCAACGUCGCUAACGUGGCCAACGUCACCAAUGUUGCCAAUGUCGCCAACGUGGCUAACAUGACGAACGCCAACAACGUCGACUCAAGACUGACGGGAUCGGACAUGGCAAAAGGCGAAGCCAGCACAGGAUCGGUCGACAAGUCGCCUUGCGCCACUUCACCCGGUCGCGUAGACGCCCUCUUCACAUUCGGCGCCGGAUUCAGUCCCGCAACAGCGGCGCACAUGUUGCGGAUGACCUCGUUGGCGGGAAAACUGCGCAACAAAACACGCGGUUUUUCAGGUAGAAUAGUCCAUAAAAAGUGGUUUCCCCCCGGUUCUUUCAUUGUGUCCGGUCGUCUGGGCGACCUCGAACAGGGCUUUCUGAUCAAAUUGUUCGGCAAUUGUAAAUAUGAAGAAAACAAGGGUUUCGAAGAAGCUUCUGAGAUUAGAUGGUUGUGA